AUGGAAAUUUUGGCGAUGAAGAAUAAUUUCGAUUACACUGUUAUCAAAUCCACGAGAAAAUGGUGGUAUAUUCGAUGUAAGGAUGCAUUGUGCAACUGGACUGUGCGUGCAGAAGGAAUAGAUGGGUCUACAUAUUUCAUGAUCAACCAAUGUGAUGGAAGACAUUCAUGUGCUCCUUCAAAGAAAAGGAAAUUCGGAAAAACAGCAUCUGCAAGAACAAUUGGGACUCUGAUACAACAUCGAUUUGAUGAUGCAAACGAUGGCCCAAAACCGAAUGACAUCAUUCAAUUUAUGAGAAUGGAGCAUAGUUGUGAGAUUACUUAUUGGCACGCUUGGGAAGCUCGUGAGUUUGCUAUUGCAGCUGCUAGAGGUAUACCAGAUCGCAGUUACUCUAAAAUACCAGCAUAUUUGCAUAUGAUUAAAGAAGCAAAUCCUGGUACGCAUACUCACUACGAAACUAAUGAGAAGGGAAGAUUCAUGUAUCUAUUUAUGUCAUUUGGGCAAUCAGUUAGAGGAUUCUACAAUGCAAUGCGAAGGGUGAUUGUCGUUGACGGAACUUUUCUGAAAAAUAAAUACAAAGGGACACUUCUUGUUGCUACUGCUGUAGAUGGUAACUCUAAUUUGUAUCCGAUUGCAUUUGGGGUUGUUGAUUCAGAGAAUGACGAUUCAUGGGGGUGGUUCUUCAGACAGUUGAAAGUGGUUAUUGCUGAUUGUCAAGAUCUAGCUUUUGUCUCAGAUAGAAAUGCGUCUAUUUCUAAAGCUAUUGGGACUGUCUACCCUCGAUCAGCACAUGGAAUUUGCAUUCAUCACUUAUUGACCAAUGUGGUCUCAUUUUUCAAGACAAAAGGAUUGACUGCGUUGGUGGAAAAGGCUUCACGGGCAUAUAGGUACACUGAAUUUCAAGAACGUAUCACCGAAAUUUUGAUAUGA
Messenger RNA from Brassica napus (rape), 930 nucleotides. RefSeq lists its product as uncharacterized. The transcript has a single exon. NCBI's taxonomy places the organism in Eukaryota, Viridiplantae, Streptophyta, Magnoliopsida, Brassicales, Brassicaceae. Bases 1 to 930 code for a protein of 309 amino acids. The record is from RefSeq and is a predicted model, not a curated record.